AUGGAUGUUUGUCAAGACAGUUCAAUUAUUGUCAUACAUUCGGACGAUGAGGAUGAAGAUGAUGACGUUGUGCUGGUUGAGGCUGAGAAGUCUGCGGUUGAUGCUGAGAAAAGGGACGAAGAUGACGUGAUAUUUGUGUCAGAAGAACCGUCAACUUCAUUUCAAAAGUCUUCUCCACAGCAUAUUAAG
Molecule: messenger RNA, 189 nt
Organism: Candidula unifasciata
Lineage: Eukaryota; Metazoa; Mollusca; Gastropoda; Stylommatophora; Geomitridae
Source: the annotation of a GenBank genome assembly